Phyllostomus hastatus (greater spear-nosed bat) is the source of this 2797-nucleotide messenger RNA. RefSeq names its product dishevelled binding antagonist of beta catenin 1 (gene DACT1). The record is from RefSeq and is a predicted model, not a curated record. Gene Ontology annotation, cellular component: cytoplasm. The transcript is spliced from 4 exons. Gene Ontology annotation, biological process: negative regulation of canonical Wnt signaling pathway; regulation of Wnt signaling pathway, planar cell polarity pathway; negative regulation of JNK cascade. Bases 223 to 2664 code for a protein of 813 amino acids. Lineage: Eukaryota; Metazoa; Chordata; Mammalia; Chiroptera; Phyllostomidae.
CGGCGCGGCGCAGCGGACGGCGCCGCUCGGCCCGGACGGCUGCAGCCCGCGGGGCCCGCACGCUCCUGGCCGACGACGCCGACGCCGCCGCCGCCGUCGCCGCUGCUGCCGCCGCGUUCCUCGCUGGGCGGCAUGAGCUCGCGGCCGCAGCUCUAAGCUCCCCGCUCCUCCGCCCGGACGGCCCGGCUGAGGUGACGGGUGCUCGCUGCAGGGCCGGGGGCCAUGAAGCCGAGUUCGGCCGGGACGGCGAAGGACCUGGAGCCGCAGGCGCCGGCCCGGGGCGAGCAGCGCGCGGUGGAACCCGAGGGGCGCUGGCGGGAGAAGGGCGAGGCGGACACGGAGCGGCAGCGCACCCGAGAGCGGCAGGAGGCCACGCUGGCCGGGCUGGCGGAGCUGGAGUACCUGCGCCAGCGCCAGGAGCUACUGGUCCGGGGCGCCCUGCGCGCCGCUGGGGGCGCGGGUGCCGCCGCGCCCCGCGCCGGGGAGCUGCCGGGAGAGGCGGCGCAGCGCAGCCGCCUGGAGGAGAAGUUCUUGGAGGAGAACAUUUUGCUGCUGCGGAAGCAAUUGAAUUGUUUGAGGAGAAGAGAUGCUGGUUUGUUGAAUCAGUUACAAGAACUUGACAAGCAGAUAAGUGACCUGAGACUAGAUGUAGAAAAGACAUCCGAAGAGCAGCACCUGGAGACAGACAGCCGGCCCAGCUCAGGAUUUUAUGAGCUCAGUGACGGGGCUUCAGGAUCCCUUUCCAAUUCCUCUAACUCGGUCUUCAGUGAGUGUCUAUCCAGUUGUCAUUCCAGCACCUGCUUUUGCAGCCCCUUGGAGGCAACCUUGACUAUCUCGGAUAGUUGCCCCAAAUCUGCAGAUGUGAAUCCCAAGUACCAGUGUGACCUGGUGUCUAAAAACGGAAAUGAUGUCUACCGCUAUCCCAGUCCACUUCAUGCGGUGGCCGUGCAGAGCCCAAUGUUUCUCCUUUGCUUGACGGGCAACCCCCUGAGGGAAGAGGAGAGGCUGGGGAACCAUGCCAAUGACAUUUGUGUCGGAUCUGAGCUGGAUGCUGUCAAGACAGACACUUCUUUACCAUCUCCAAGCAGUUUGUGGUCUGCUCCCCAUCCUUUGUCCAGUAAGAAAAUGGAUGGCUACAUUCUGAGCUUGGUCCAGAAAAAAACACACCCUGUAAGGACCAACAAACCCAGAACCAGUGUGAAUGCUGACCCCACGAAGGGGCUUCUGAGGAAUGGGAGCGUUUGUGUCAGAGUGACUGGGGGCAUCUCACAGGGCAAUAGCGGGAACCUUAAGAAUUCUAAACAGGCGCCUUUCCCCUCUGGCGGAAUCCCCUCUUUGGACAAUGGGACAUUCUCCCCACUGAAGCAGUGGUCCAAAGAAUCAAAGGCAGAACAACUGGAAAGCAAGAGGUUGCCCCUGCUAGAGGGCUGCUCCCUGGGUGCUGUUCCUGAACUUCAAAGUAAGCAUCUACCCAAAAAUGCCAAGCCAGCUGCCCAAGAACAGGCUCGGUGUCCCAAUGCUGUGACAGGGGAGGCCUCUAAAGAAAGCAGUCAGGUCCCAGCUGCCUCUCCAAAAGAGAGCCCUGGGAGAGUCCUCGCCCCGCUGCAAGAGAACAAAGUUGUCCAGCCACUGAAAAAGAUGUCACAGAAAAACUGCCUGCAGGCAGUCCCUCCUGCUGGGCCCCCUCCUGCCCCUCUUGCACCUCCUGCACCUCCUGCACCACUGUCCUCAGCUUUCCCAGCAGAAGAGCGGCCUGCCCUGGAUUUCAAAAGCGAGGGCUCUUCUUCUCAAAGCCUGGAGGAAGGGCCUCUGGUGAAGGCGCACUUCGUUCCUGGGCAGCAGCCAGGCGUCCGGCCACACCGGGGCACCCGGACUGCUGCAGGCCCGCGGGGCUCUGCCCUGAAGCACAGGGCCCAGCCUCUCCACGGCCCAGAUGGUGCCUUGCCCACUGUGAGGGAGAAAACCCGGGUGGCCAGCAAAAAGUGUCGGUUCCCUGAUGACUUGGAUACAAAUAAGAAACUGAGGAAGGUCUCGGCCAAGGGGAGGAGGAGUGGAGGCGGCCAGGCUGAGGCAGGUCUCCCCAGCCGGCCGCUGGCAGCUGCGCACCGGGCUGGGAGCAGGGCCCAUGGCCACGGCCGGGAGGCAGUGGUGGCUAAGCCCAAGCACAAGCGAACAGACUCACGGCGGUGGAGGUCGGCUGCGGAGAUGUCCUAUGAAGAAGCCCUACAGCGCGCGCGACGCGCCCGGCGGGAGAAUGCAGGCCUGUACUCGCCUGCAGUGGCUCUUCCCUACACCAGCCCCUACGCCUACGUGGCCAGCGACUCCGAGUACUCGGCGGAGUGCGAGUCCCUCUUCCACUCCACGGUGGUGGACACUAGUGAGGACGAGCAGAGCAACUACACCACCAACUGCUUUGGAGACAGCGAGUCCAGUGUGAGCGAGGGCGAGUUCGCGGGGGAGAGCACCAGCACCAGUGACUCAGAGGAAAGCGGGGGUCUAAUCUGGUCCCAGUUCGUCCAGACGCUCCCGAUUCAGACGGUCACAGCCCCAGACCUUCACAACAACCCUACCAAAACCUUUGUCAAAAUUAAGGCUUCGCAUAACCUCAAGAAGAAAAUCCUUCGCUUUCGGUCUGGUUCUUUGAAGCUGAUGACGACUGUUUGAGUCAUACCAUGGGUGUAGAAAGUGUUUUUUUUCUAGCGACUGAAGGAAAGGUGGUAUCUUAGUUUUUUUGUGUAAUAAUUUCAUGGGAUGCUUUCCUUUUGUUAAAACCGAAGUAAAUUAUGUCUCUUCAUUA